AAACUGGAUCUUUAUGGAACAUUUUUCGCGAAGAUCAAGGGAAAGUGAAUCCGCGCAGUGGGGGAUGCCCCGCACGCCGCUGCCAUCGGGGGCCGCCGCGCCUCGCCCGGCCUGAGCGCCCCGCGCAGCCCCGCGCUGCCCCGUGCUCCCUUCAUGCCGCAGCCGCCCCGAGACGAAGCCAGGAGCCCCCCGCUGCGCCCGCUGCCCCCCGGCCGGCAGUGAAAUGCUCCAGGAGAAAAGCCUGUCUGAAACCGAGGAAGGGUUUCCAACAGCCCCCGCACCCGGCCAUGCGGACUCCUCCGCGGGCUCCCCCGUCCUCGGCGUAGCCGGGGGCAGCAGCACUCCGCUCAGCAGCCCGCAGCUCCCCGACCCCGAGCAGACGAUAGAAAACAUCAAAGUCUAUCUCCACGAGAAGGAGCUAUGGAAGAAGUUCCAUGAAGCGGGCACCGAAAUGAUCAUAACCAAAGCAGGCAGGAGGAUGUUUCCGAGCUACAAGGUCAAGGUGACUGGAAUGAACCCCAAGACCAAGUACAUUCUGUUGAUUGACAUCGUCCCAGCUGAUGACCACCGGUACAAAUUCUGUGACAAUAAAUGGAUGGUGGCUGGGAAGGCAGAACCGGCCAUGCCGGGCCGGCUGUAUGUGCACCCUGACUCGCCUGCCACUGGAGCGCACUGGAUGCGGCAGCUCGUGUCCUUCCAGAAGCUGAAGCUCACCAACAACCACCUGGAUCCCUUCGGGCAUAUCAUCCUCAAUUCAAUGCACAAAUACCAGCCACGGCUGCACAUUGUGAAGGCAGAUGAGAACAAUGCUUUUGGCUCAAAGAACACGGCCUUCUGCACCCACGUGUUUCCAGAGACAUCCUUUAUCUCGGUGACCUCCUACCAGAACCACAAGAUAACUCAGCUGAAAAUUGAGAACAACCCCUUUGCAAAGGGAUUCAGGGGAAGUGACGACAGCGACCUGCGCGUGGCACGGCUCCAAAGCAAAGAAUACCCAGUGAUUUCCAAAAGCAUCAUGAGGCAGAGAUUGGUGUCCAGCCAUGGCCAGCUCUCGACCAAGCCAGAUGUUAACCCGCUCCAUGGCAGUCACCAGACCCUACAACACUAUCAGUAUGAGAAUGGUGCUCACAUGCAGUUUGCAGCCUCAGAUACUCAAGACCUGUCACUCAACACCUUCACAGCACAGAGAGAUUCAGGGCUCUUCUAUCACUGCCUGAAGAGAAGAGAAAGCGCGCGGCACCUGGACCUGCCCUGCAAGCGCUCCUACCUGGAGGCCUCCUCAUCAGUGGGUGACGAUCACUACUUCCGCUCCCCACCACCCUACGAGCAGCAGAUGCUGAGCCCGUCCUACUGCAGUGAGGUGGCCCCGCGGGAAGCCUGCAUGUACUCUGGGUCAGGGGCUGAGAUCGCGGGUGUGCCGGCAGUGGAUGACUUGCCACCUCCGCCUCCCCCGCUGAGCUGCAAUAUGUGGACUUCAGUCGCACCUUACACCAGCUACAGUGUUCAGACAAUGGAAACUGUGCCCUACCAGCCCUUCCCAGCCCAUUUCACAGCCACCACCAUGAUGCCGCGGCUCCCUUCUAUCGCAGGGCAGGGCUCGCAGCCCCCAGGGAACAGCCACUUCAGCGUCUACAACCAGCUGGCCCAGUCUCAGGUUCGGGAGCGUGUCCCCCCAUCAUCAUUCCCAAGGGAAAGAGUGCAUCCGUCCGUGUGUGAGAGGAAGCCACCUUCCCCACACCUCAACGCUGCCAAUGAGUUCCUCUACUCCCAAAGCUUCUCCUUGUCGCGAGAGUCCUCGCUGCAGUACCAUUCAGGAAUGGGGACGGUGGAGAACUGGACGGACGGGUGACUCCGCGGGCCCAGCGGUGCCGCAGCUCGCAUUACCGCUCCGGGACGGUGCUAAGGCAGCGUUAUACCUGUGGGUAACUUGCACUUGGGUGAGACGAGCAUGCAUUUCCCAGGGGCGCCGUGUGUGUGGGGAGCGCCCAUCUCUGGGCACACUGAGAAUUACGGCUCCUGGAUCCAUCAGCCUCUGACUGACUUCCGAAUGAAUUAAUUCUCACGUCUUCAUUACCGAUCUGGUAGAAACCAUCUUCUAGACUAAUGAGUGAAGUUGUCUGUCAUUCGCUUUUGCCUGUAACAGUAAGCAUCCGUGAGCAAAUUUCGACUUUUUGGGAAAAGCACGAGCUUCACUUAUAUGGUACUCAGUUCGUGAAGUCACAGAAUCCCCCAAACCAAAGGAAGAAGUGAUCUGUUGGGCUGUGUAGCUCCAGGACUGCUGUAGCAGCACGUGUUAGGCUCUGUCCACCUGCAGAAAUUCCCUUUCCUCUGAGGCCAGUGGUGAGGUGCCAUUCCAAACUCCAGGCGCAGCGCAGAGAGGAGAAGCUCCGGUGCGCAAAUGUCCCUUCUUCCCCCAUUGACCGUGGCUGUGGGAGACCGAGAAGUGAAGCAUUACGCCCCGGGCCAAAUAGCAAAUUAAUUGCAGCAUUAGGAACAGACCCAGCGUCUUCAGACUCUGUUGAUUAAAUCACACUUGCUUAUUGCAAUAUAUUUAUGAAGUUUAAGCUUAAAAGUCGCUAAUACUUUCCAGAAAGGGUUUCUGUAUUUGCUGGUCCUUCAUUUCUUUUGCAUUCAGCUGAAACGCGCCUUUUGUGCUAUGUGUUUUUUUUUCUUUUGCAGCUAACUCGGAAAGAGUUGUUUUCAGCAUAAAGGAGGCAUAGAGAAGCGGUUCUUAAUUGUGGGGUGGGAGCGGGAGGAGUUCCCAUUGCCUGUCAGGCUUUACAGUGUACAGCUAUUUGUAGAGCAGGUAAAAAUCUGUGACCAAUGUAUAGAUUGCUACCAUUUCUUACCGUGGAAGUAUCUUGAGCUGACUCCAUCCGUGCUGACUUUGCCUACAGAGUGCCUCCAGGAGGCACUGAGAAUCGCUGAGCCGACUCAUGUGGGAGGAAGCUGUGCUCCUUAUGGAAAAAACUCCCUCUGAUUGCACCUGAAAAGCCCUGCAGCAGGGACUGCGUCCUCCUCUGUGCUGCUGAGGUGCACAGCAGAGGUGCUGGGAGCUUUUUCCACUAAAAAGCGCAGUACUGAAUCUUUAGACAUGAACAGGGGGGUUGGGUUUGUGCUUCCCACCCCCUGCUUCCCAACUGGGCAAAGGCAAAAGGCUGAAAUACAUACUUGGAAGUCGGGAGGCACUUCUGCAUUUGGAUGAAUCCAUUCCAACCAAUAGAGGCUGAUGAAUGAGGACGGUUGCUCGCAGUGAGGCAGCCCUGAGGCCGCUGCCAUGGAGGUCACGCUCCCACCUGGACAACCUGUACACACAUUCAGCAGACAGUGUGUGACUGGUGUGCAUUUUGUAAUCAGAUUUUCAAAAUCACUACAAUUUUUGCAUGCUGAAUAGCUAUUUAUAUACAUAUAUAUAUAUUAUAUAUAUAUAAAUAUAUAUAUAUAUAUCACAAAUGCAGGCCACGUGUCCAAUUCAGCUUUGCUUUUUACAAAUGAAAUACUUAAUAAAAAUGAAUGUUGCAAGGUUUUUUUUUUUUUUUUUUUUGGAAAGACAUCUAUUUAAGAUUUUUUUUUUUUUUAAUUACACACCUUCGAUGUAAAAACUAAGAAUUGGUUAGAUAAAAAACAUAUAUACUACAGAUAAAUUUUUAUUAGAAACCACGUUAGAUACAGGUGGUGUGGAAUUUUCAACUGUUUGUUACAUAGCAUGGACAUUUUAUUUUACAUAUCAGAACAUAAAGUCAUUUUACUACUA
Molecule: messenger RNA, 3754 nt
Organism: Gallus gallus (chicken)
Lineage: Eukaryota; Metazoa; Chordata; Aves; Galliformes; Phasianidae
Gene: TBX4
Product: T-box 4
Exons: 9
Coding region: 224-1849 (541 amino acids)
Biological process (GO): regulation of transcription by RNA polymerase II; angiogenesis; positive regulation of DNA-templated transcription
Cellular component (GO): nucleus
Molecular function (GO): RNA polymerase II cis-regulatory region sequence-specific DNA binding; DNA-binding transcription factor activity, RNA polymerase II-specific
Source: RefSeq, marked provisional